UUCCGGGUACGGGCUCUGGCUGCGCCCGGUAGUGGCGGGGGGGGCACUGGGGGAACUGGGGGGAACUGGGGAGGGGGAAUUGGGGGCACAGGGAGCCCGGGGGUUGCCCAGGAGGGGGCACUGGGGGCCCACAGGGGGUACAGGAAUAACUGGGGAUGCUGUCGCGGGGCCGGCGGCUCCUGCGCUCCUGGAAAUCCCUGUUCACGGGGAGGCUCCUGCUCCUCACCAACACCCUGAGCUGCGGGGCCCUCCUGGCGGCCGGAGAUUCCCUGCAGCAGGAAUGGCACCGCCGCAAGCACCCAGAGAGCCAACACCAGCUGGGCAGGACUGGCCGGAUGUUUGCCGUGGGCUGCAGCCUGGGCCCCCUGAUGCACUACUGGUACCUCUGGCUGGACUCGGCGUUCCCGGCGCGGGGCGUGCGGAGCCUCCGGACGGUGCUGAAGAAAGUUCUGAUCGACCAGCUCGUGGCAUCGCCCGGCCUGGGCGUCUGGUACUUCCUGGGCAUCGGCACCCUGGAGGGCCAGUCCCUGGAGGAGAGCUGGGAUGAGCUCAAGGAGAAAUUCUGGGAGCUUUACAAGGCCGACUGGUGCGUGUGGCCGGCGGCUCAGCUGCUGAAUUUCCUCUUCAUCCCUCCCACCUACCGGGUGGUUUACGUCAACGUGGUCACCCUGGGCUGGGACACCUACCUGUCCUACCUCAAAUACAGGCCUAGAGCCACCCCAAGCACCAAGCAGGACUUGCCUCAGGAGGACCAGCGCAGUGCCAGGGCAUAGAGAGGUGGAUGUGGGCACUUCCAGAGGCUCCUGCCUGCAGCAAAUGGCCUUUUUUUUUUUGGGGGGGGGCAUUGUGGCCACUGGGGAUUGAUCGACCCAAGGGGAGCCAUUGGCUGGAGACCAGCAAGGCCAGACCACCCCUCCCCAGCCACGUGCCUCUUGCUGAUUAACUCAUCCGCUAAUUACGAUGGGUUGGGGUUGCGUUGGUAACAAUCUCCUGUUUGCAGGAUGACCUGUAAAGUGAUUUCUUCUUGGAUGUACCCGUGGAGCCGGGCUGAGGAGCUGCUGCAGCUCCCAGGAACGGCUCUGGUGCUUUCCCUGCUGCUCCAGGCUGGAUUUGUUCCCUCUCUCCAGAGCAAACUUGCUCCUCUCCAACCUCCUCCUCGGAUCCACUCCAGCCACUCAGAUCCUCACUAAUUAAUCAGGAAGGAAUUCUUCCCUGUGAGGGUGGGGAGGCCCUGGCACAGGGUGCCCAGAGAUGCAGCUGCCCCAUCCCUGGAGGUGUCCAAGGCCAG
Molecule: messenger RNA, 1288 nt
Organism: Empidonax traillii (willow flycatcher)
Lineage: Eukaryota; Metazoa; Chordata; Aves; Passeriformes; Tyrannidae
Product: mpv17-like protein 2
Exons: 6
Coding region: 156-773 (205 amino acids)
Biological process (GO): mitochondrial ribosome assembly
Cellular component (GO): membrane; cytoplasm
Source: RefSeq, a predicted model, not a curated record